CAUUUCAGCUCCAAGCUCAUGCUGAGGCCACAAACAUAUCAAUCACCCCUGCUGUGGACCACUUCUACAAAGAAGGGAUCCGUAUGCUCCACGAUCGCUGGACUAGCAGUGCUAUGGGAUCUGAGAGUCUGAGUCCGCUAGAGAAGUCUGGGCCCAGCGUGUGCAAAGCCUCAAGUCUGCUGAUUUCAGACUUCCAGCCGCCAAAGGACUCACACUUUGACUGGGUUGGCCCUCCGGAUAGAUUUUCAAACCUAAGAUCUGUGAAGUUUCACAUUCCAACGAAUGAAUCCAAGCUGGAAAGGCAACUGAGAAAAUUAAGAAUGGAUACGCAGAAUUGGAACCAGGAAUUUUGGUCAAAUCAGAAUAUAACUUUCAACAAGGAAAAAGAAGAGUUUAUACACUCACGCUUACGAGCAAAGGGAUUGGGAUUAAGAGAUGAAGAAGGGAGGAAAAACAAUUUAACUGCUGAAGAGAUGGCUGAUUUUUACAAGGAGUUUCUUGAUACAAAUUAUGAAAAACAUGUGAACUACAAUAAGGAAUGGUACAGACGUAAUUUUACUAUCACGUGGUUAAUGGGUCGAGCUGUAUUGCAAAAUGCUUGGAGAAGACUGAGACGGAGGAAGGAAAUCAGACAAUGAAGAUCCUGUACUAGAAGCUAAACAUUUUAGUGCUUGAAUUUAAUUGUUUUGUGAAAGUGCUUGGGUACUGGUGAUACUCUAAUGUUUCUCAGUGGAGGAUUCUUAAAAUACAAUUGUGAUCAAAGUAUAAUAAAACUUGUUAUAUGUUGUUUA
Messenger RNA from Hypanus sabinus (Atlantic stingray), 791 nucleotides. Its product is annotated as cytochrome c oxidase assembly factor 8. The transcript is spliced from 7 exons. Lineage: Eukaryota; Metazoa; Chordata; Chondrichthyes; Myliobatiformes; Dasyatidae. Gene Ontology annotation, cellular component: mitochondrion. Bases 84 to 638 code for a protein of 184 amino acids. Gene Ontology annotation, biological process: intrinsic apoptotic signaling pathway. The record is from RefSeq and is a predicted model, not a curated record.